Messenger RNA from Arabidopsis arenosa, 903 nucleotides. The record is from the annotation of a GenBank genome assembly. NCBI's taxonomy places the organism in Eukaryota, Viridiplantae, Streptophyta, Magnoliopsida, Brassicales, Brassicaceae.
AAAACCCCAAGAAGAAGAAAAAAUGGAGAAUCCAAGCUCAAACACAGAAAAACUUCAACAAGAUUGUUAUAACGAAUGGAUGAGUUUACAAGCAAAACGCAUGACUGAGCUUAAAGAAGCUUUAUCCACCGGUGAAAAAGACGAUGACAAGCUUCGAGAUUUGAUACGAACAGCGAUGAGAGAUUUUGAAGACUACGCCGGAAAACGGUCAGAACAUUCCUGUCGAUUUAGUUCAAACUAUUUCGCUCCGACAUGGAACACUUGUCUUGAAAACGCACUUCUUUGGAUGGGAGGUUGUCGUCCCUCUUCGUUUAUACGACUCGUAUACGCCAUGUGUGGGUCUCAAACCGAGCACCGUUUAGCCAACUUCUUCAAUAACACCAAUCAAGACAUCCACGGUCUAAGCAUGGCUUUGGGUGAGACACGUGGUGGAAUCGGAGCAGGAGAUUCUAUGAGUGAUCUUACGGCUGAACAGAUAAUCAAGAUCAACGAGCUUCAUCUGAAAACGAUAGAGGCAGAGAAUAAGCUGACUAAACUGUCGGCAAGCUUACAAGAAGACACGGCGGAUACGCCUAUCGCCGUCGCAGCGUUUUACAAAGAAGUGAUCGGACAAGCUGACAUGGCGGUGGAGCGUGCGCUUGAUAAGCAUGAAGAGGAUAUGGCUGGUUUAUUGGUUCAAGCGGAUAAGCUGAGGUUGACCACAUUGACUAUAAUCGUUGAUAUAUUAACGGCAGCUCAAGCGGCGGAUUUUCUUCUCGCCGGGAAAAAACUUCAUUUGGCGAUGCAUGAUUGGGGAAGAUCAAGAGAACAUCGCCGCAUUGAAGCUAGUGGUGGUGAUACCAUUGGAGAAGUUGCUCGAGAGUAAUCGUUGUCGAUUGGACUUUAUAAAUAUGUAAAUAGGUA